AUGACAGGGGAAGGGCGAGGAUUUGAGAUAGCUCAAGGCCAUUUGGGGCCUGGGCGAAUACACCACUGCAUGCGUUCAAUUGGACUAGCAGAACGAUCACUCGAACUUAUGGUUCAACGGUCUUUAGAGAGAGUGGCCUUUGGAAAGCGUUUGGCCGAAAAGGUUUGUAGAAAACACUCUUGUACAGUUUGAAUUCGACUUUUACUUCUCGAUUCACUAGGACAAUUACAGCAAAAAAAAAAGAAAAUAUAGAAUUAAUAAACGCGGACCGAAAGCCUUACAAAAACGAUAACUUAAAGUACAACAAAUGACUAAGAAAACGAGCAAAAAUUUCAGGAAAAACUAUACUUACAAGAUCUGUACGGCAACUCCGGAUACAACUAAGCGACUGAUUUACAUGAACCAAAAAUAAAACUUUAUACUAAACUGGACUGAAAAUAAUGAACCAAACGAACUUACAAAAAUUGACAAUAACGAUUACGUAACGCAACGCCGAGACUAGAAUACAGAAAGAAUACGCAUAUGAAAAAAGGCUAACAAAAGACUACUCCAAGCGCAAUAUCAAAAGCACUAAUUAAACUAACUUUACGCAACGCAAAACAUGAAAAAAUAAAGAACAGGAAAAAACUCGCAGUCUCUCGUGGCUACAAGGUUUGUAGUAGAAGGUUUAAGGUCCUGUUACACGACUGAAUCUGUUAGCCAAAGAUGGCAAUGGGAUCCUACUGGUAGCUAAAACGAGUUCGCCGGACGAUAAUGCUGAGAAGUUUAAGCAGGCGUUUCAACGUGUUGCCAACGAGGCUUAGGGACUAGUCAAGGCCACAAGUAGUAAUACCACUUACCUCAAUAGAUUACACUCGUGAUAAGGAACCCGUCGCAUGGGAGUCUUGUCAUGUAUUGCAGUUACUAAAACGUUGUAUCACUGAUGUUUCUUUAGGGAAUGGUACAGGAGCAGAUCGCUCUGUCAAGGAUUGAAAUUGAACAGGCCAGACUGCUUGUGCUGAAGGCCGCACACACCAUCGAUUGCCAUGGAAACAAGGCUGCAAGAAAACAGGUGGGUAUGUCAGCAGUAUUGGCAGCACAGGGCAACCAGGGCUGUCGGGAAUGUCACGUGUGUGUUACCCCUUAGUUCUAGUGUGACUUAACUUAAGUCACUCUCUUAAGUUAGUGACCAAGCCGAAUUGAUCUUCCUUAGUUGUUGCAACGUGCGUUCUUCGUUGGGAGCUUAAGCAACGACGACGGCGCCGAGAACGGCAAAUAACAAAAAAAAGAUUUAUAGGGUUUCAUACGGGUCAUGGAAAACCUGGAAAGUCAUGGAAUUUAAGCAUUUCAUUUUCAAGGCCUGGAAAGACAUGGAAUUUAAUUGUCAGUCCUUGAGAGUCAUGGAAAAUUGUUUGAUAGAUUAGUUACUGCCGAUGACAAGACAAGGACGAUAUAAAAUAGAGAGAAGUGAUUUUACAGCGCGAACGGCACGCAUUUUGGUGAACACCAGAGUUUGUGUCUGUUGAACUGUUUAAGGUCCAGAAAUACCUUAAAACAAAGAAAGUCCUAAAAAUGUUUGAAAGUGACAGCUAAACCUAAGAUCUUGGAAAAGUUUUAAAAGAUCAUGGAAAAAGUCAUGGAAUUUGAGGUGCUCAAACGAGUACGAACCCUGGGUUUAUAAUUAGAUUGGAAAAACAAAAUUUUUGCACGUGCAUCACGCUUUUUUGUACAUUUCUUUGCCGUCGCUACACAGCUACAACCGGUGAAAGUGCCUAAUUUCAAGUUUUGUCCAGGACUUGAACGAAGACAACGACUUUCUUGUUCUUUUCCUGACCUUUGAUAUAGUGUUUUAGAAUUCAACUCCAGAAAUUUUGCCAACAUUUGGCGAAUUGAACGAGUUGGAAUAAGCGCGAUAAAGUUUGACGCAGCGCGAAUUCACGUUUAUAGUGACGCUUUCGUAGACCUCGCCGUACGUCGUUGUCGCGUAAGCUCCCUAAUGUUCUCUAUCUCAACCUGAAGUUUGUCUGGCGGCUCUGUGUGAGAAAGAAAGUACGGAGCUGUGAACACGAAUGAAACAGCUGAACCUUUUCUUGUAUAUACGUCUGAUUUGGUAAAAGUAGUGUAUUGUUAUAGCGAGACUAGUUUGAUGGCAAAAAAUUCACCAGUGAUCUGUCUUGCUAUGACAAAUGAUAUUGAAUUUGCUUACCUGCUGAACCCACCAAAUUCCAGCGGAGAAUUGGUUGAAAAAGACUGUUUUACAUCGAUUGAGAACUUCACAAUUUAACUCUUGCAGAUUGCUAUGGCAAAGAUCGCAGUUCCUCGCAUGGCCUGUAACGUUAUUGACCGGGCGAUUCAAGUGCAUGGUGGGAAGGGAGUAUCCCAGGAUACACCGCUGGCUUAUUUCUAUACAGGAGCUCGGAGUCUGCGCAUUGCUGAUGGCCCGGAUGAGGUUCAUUUGGAGGCAGUGGCUAAACUUGAGCUGAAGGAAGCACUCAAGUCCAAGAUGUAA
This is a messenger RNA of Porites evermanni, 2488 nucleotides long. Lineage: Eukaryota; Metazoa; Cnidaria; Anthozoa; Scleractinia; Poritidae. The record is from the annotation of a GenBank genome assembly.